GGGGGACUGAGCACAAACAAAGGGUGGAAACAGGAAGGGGGCAGGAGUGGGAGAUUGAACAAUUCUGGGAGAUGAGGUCCGAGACCAGGAGGUAGCUGUACUCAGGGAGUGGGGUGAGCUAGUAUGGGCCCCAAAAGGCACAAGGGGCCAAAGGGCUGUGUCUGAUGCCUGUGGGCAAGAGACUAUGGAGCGCCCUGCGGCGUGAUUAGCCGGAACAAUCUGAGGAAGGAGGGCUGCAGGAAGCCCAUCUCUCCAGGCCUGACCCCAGGAGACGUGCUGGGAAGGGACAAUGCCAGGCUUUCCUGGCUAGAUGAGUAUGCCAUCCUCUGGAGGCAGAAGACCCUCUGCAGCUCCUUGGAUGCCUCCCCUGAUGAGGGGUUCACUACUCUGUGAAGUCAGAAAGUUACCUUUGUCCUGAGCUGAAAUCUGCCUCCCUCCCUUCCCUCUUGCAAGUCACUUCUAGCCUAGUUCUCUGGGAAGGAAAAACCCAAACUGCUCCCUGGAAUAGCUAGCUACACCCCCCUUCUCACCAGUGUCCACACUCAUACCAGUUGAUCUGGUCCUGGCUGCGUUGGUGUUACUGGUGAGGGAGGCAUGGGUUUCCAGAGGGAGGUAGGAAGCAGAGAGCCAUCCACACUCUCCCACUGUGAGCUUAGCUGCCAACAUCCCCUGCCUCUCGCCCACUGCGUGGGCUCGGGCUGGCUGUGCAGCCAGGGUUAGGCCCAUGUGCAUGCCGGGGGCAGUUGGAUAUGUGCGCACGUGAGUGCACUUUGUAGCUAGGGGCUGGCCUCCACAGGGUUGACCUGUCUUGGCCUCUUACCCACAAGUUCACAGAGCAGCUGGGCGGCACAGGCAGGCACAUCUCCCCAACCCUGGGCCAGAGGACACCGGGUGUUCUUUGCUGUGCUGUGUCAUUGAGAGAGAAGAGAAUGUCCUCCCAGGCAGCGGCGAACCAGACCUCCUUCGGGGCCACAGAUGACUAUGGCAGCUGGUACAUCGACGAGCCCCCCGGCGGCCAGGAGCUCCAGCCAGAAGAAGUGGUGCCCUCCUGCCACCCCAGUGUGCCACCCAGUCUCCUCCAUGCCUGCCUGGCCGUGUUGUCGGUCCUCGUGUCGCUGCUGCUGGCCGUGCUACAGCAGCGCCGCCAGCUCUGGCCCCACUGUGGGCGUGGCAGGCCCGGAUUGCCCAGCCCUGCAGACUUCCUGGCGGGGGACAGGCCCCGGGCAGUGCCCACCGCUGUCUUCAUGGUCCUCUUCAGCUCCCUGUGCCUGCUGCUCCCCGACAAGGACCCGCUGCCCUUCCUGACCCUGGUGUUGCCACCCGACCAAGACGGGGAAACCGAAACUCCAAGAGAAGCCUGGAAGCUGGUGGCCCUGCUCUAUUACCCCGCCCUGUACUACCCUCUGGCCGCCUGUGCCACGGUCAGGCAUGGAGCUGCACACCUGCUGGGCAGUGCGCUGGCCUGGGCUCACUUUGGGGUCCAGGUCUGGCAGAGAGCGGAGUGUCCCCAGGCACCACAGAUCUACAAGUACUACUCCCUCCUGGCUUCCCUGCCUCUCCUUCUGGGUCUUGGAUUCCUGAGCCUUUGGUACCCGGUGCAGCUGGCGAGGAGCCUCAGCCACAGGACAGGAGCAGGCGCUAAGGGGCUGCAGAGUAGCUACUCUGAGGAAUAUCUGAGGGCUCUCCUUUGCCGGAAGAAGCUGGGAAGCAGCUCCCCCAGUUCCAAGCAGGGCUUCCUGUCCUGCACUCGGAUCUGCUUCAGACACUACAUCUACACUCCACAGCAAGGAUUUCAACUCCCCCUGAAGCUGGUACUUUCAGCCACCCUGACGGGCACAGCCAUUUACCAGGUGGCUCUGCUGCUGCUGGUGGGCGUCGUGCCCGCCAUCCACAAGGUGAGGGCAGGCGUGAGCACGGACGUGUCCUACAUGCUGGCUGGCUUCGGCAUCGUGCUCUCGGAUGACAGGCAGGAGGUGGUGGAGCUGGUGAGGCACCACCUGUGGGCUCUGGAGGUUUGCUACAUCUCUGCCUUGGUCCUGUCUUGCUCGCUCACCUUCCUCAUGCUGAUCCGCUCGCUGGUGACACACAGGGCCAACCUGCAGGCUCUGCACCGAGGGGCCCCCCUGGACCUGGGUCCUCUGCCCCAGAGCCUCCACCCCUCCCGCCAUGCCAUCUUCUGUUGGAUGAGCUUCUGUGCUUACCAGACUGCUUUUACCUGCCUCGGGCUCCUGGUACAGCAGAUCAUCUUCUUCCUGGGGACCGUGACCCUCGCCUUCUUGGUGUUCAUGCCCAUGCUCCAUGGCAGGGACCUCCUGCUCCUCCGCUCCCUGGAGUUCUCGUGGCCCUUCUGGCUGACCUUGGUCCUGGCUGUGAUGCUGCAGAACAUGGCAGCCCAGUGGGUCUUCCUGGACACGCACCAUGGACGCCCAGAGCUGACCAAUCGGCGAGCGCUCUAUGCCACCACCUUUCUUCUCUUCCCCAUCAACGUGCUGGUGGGCGCCUUGGUGGCUGCCGGGCGGGUGCUCCUGUCUGCCCUCUACAACGCUGUCCACCUGGGCCAGAUGGACCUCGGCCUGCUGCCCCCUAGAGCCACCACCCUCGACCCUGGCUACCACACGUACUGCAACUUCUUGAAGAUAGAGGUCAGCCAGUCUCAUCCGGCUGUGACCGCCUUCUGCGCCCUGCUCCUGCAGAGGCCCCGGCUCGCGGCAGCGCCCCAGGACGGCCCCAGGCUGGAGGAGGAAGAAGGAAUGCUGUUGCUGCAGACGAAAGACACUACAGCCAAGGCAGCUGGGUCCAGGGCCCACCGAGGCAGAGCCCGCUGGGGUCUGGCCUACACGCUGCUGCACAACCCAGCCCUGCAAGCCUUCCGGAAGCCGGCCCUCUUAGGUGCCCAGUCCUAAGGAUGCUUAAGGCCCAGCCACCUUGUCUUCAUCUGUACUGGGGGCUUCCCUGCCUGGCUCUCCUAGCAUCUCCCCAAACAUGGCUGCCUCUCUGCUUAGCACCAGCUCUGCCAACAGCUCCCCCAGGAUCAGCGCCCCAGUACCCAGUCCCAGAGGCCAGGGGCUCUGAGCCAGGAGUUGGGUGGAGGUGUGUCUGGACUACCAGCCUUGGGAAGACUCUAGUCUGCCUCAUUAGCCUUAUAAAGUGAGGACUCUGGAGAAAGCAAUCAGUGGUUUAGGCCCUUGGUCCAAGAGAGCCACACCCUCCCCAAGCUGGCUGUGCCACUGGGCCUCUUCCUGAGCGGAAUAGGUGAUUCAGGCUGGGGAAGCCUCAAAUUCCAGCUCAGCCCCGCUUCACCCUCAGCCUCACCACCGGGGACCAGACGCAGGGAUUCUGUCUCUCCUCCCACUCCGCCCUCUCCUCUCUGGGGGCCUCUUGGCCUGCAAGGCAGCUCUGUGCUCCCACCAGCAGCAAAGUCCCAGCUCCAACCAGGACCCACACCCUGAGCUGCCCACACUUGAGAGUCAGAUAUUUUUGUAGCUGGUGUGUCUUUAGGUAUUAUGAAAGAGGUGAGUGUAUUCCGCGUAAUAAACUUGUCCUUGAGAAACAGUCCUCCUUGGAGAGAGGGGCGCAGGGAAAACGGGCCACACUCAGUAAAUCAGCAUGUCAUGAGGCUUGGGUGGGGGUGGGGUGGUCCAGUCACACGUUGGGCUGAGCAGUGGGCGGGGCCCCAUCUCUGCUCCCCUUUGGGUGGUGGACAGGAGGCCCCAUGAUGUCACCCCCGAGUGGUGUGGGCAUUGGCUUUGGAAGGAAGACUUAGUCUGGUCUUAAGAAAUGACAAGAUGUAGGGAGGAAGAGAGAUUUCAGGAGAUGGGGAAGUAAUACGGGUCAAGGUGUGAAGGUGGGGGCUGUGCCUGCGAGUGCAGAGAGGAAGGGCCGCUAGCAGGGGUGUGGAGACGGAUUCGGGGGUCCAUUCCUCAGGAGGGCAAACUGAUUCCACAGCAGCCUGUUGAAAGUUGUCUUCCUGGCCCUCCCUGUGUUGGGGACUGACAGGGUCACAGGGACGGGAAGGCAGAUUGGGUCUCUGUCCUACACAAGAAAUAGUCACAAUGGGCGUAACCAGGCUGGGACACCGGGCACCAGGGGGGCUGUGAGCCAGAGGAGGCGACCUGAUCCAGAUGAGGAGAGGGCAUCUAGGAAGGCUUUCUGGAGGAGGUGGUGCCUGAGCCAAGUCUGGAAAGCUAAUUUAGUCAAAUGAGCAGGGAAAGGGUGUCCAGACCAAGGGAGCAGCAUAAGUGAAGGCACAGAGGAAGACACAUCCCAGAGCAUUAAGGGGACAGUUGCUAAAGCAUCCCAAGCAAGGUGGAAAAGGGUGGGUGACAUGAGAGAGCCAGUCCAAGGGACCAUGAGCCUGGCUGGGGAACUUGAUCCAAGCCUGCUCAGCUGUGAAUGGAGCGAGAGAUGCCAGGGGGUAGGAUGAUCAAGACUCGGCUAUCAUCGUGGACUGGACCCUUAAGCAUUUCAAUGUCCUACCCCAUUGUCCGUCACCUCAGGAAACUGAAGCCCAGAGAGAGAGAGAGAGAGAGAGCAACUUACCACAGGCAGCGCGGCACAGGGACUGGGCUCCACCCUGCCCUCAGAGGCCAGCUGUGCAGCCAUCCUUGACUGGCUGCUGGUGACACCAGCUCAGCAGCAGCUCCAGGGUGACCAUGGCCUGAGGGGCAGGGAGGCUCUACACACAGGAGGAUGGGGAAGGGGUCUAGUCAGCCCCCAGGCUCCUUGGCCUCCCUGCCUCUGAGUUGCUGGGUUCGGCCAUUGUGGGGCUCUGGGCUGAGGUUGCAGAGCCCCUCCCACGGGUCUUGUCCAUGUGGACUCCCAGAUUUUGAAAGGGCCACAGCAGUAGGGAGACAUCUCUGACUCUGCACAGAUAAGGGGCUCUGCAGCUCCAGGUUCUGACCCCACUCUCACGGUUCCCAUUCUAAGAAACCCCGAGAUUGCUGCCAGCACCUCCCCUCCAGACCAGUACUACUUGCUCUUUCGGGAGAGACUCCUAGGGAAAAACUUGCCUCCAGAACACCACUUCUUCCUAGAAAGCACCACUCAUUUUCUCUGACUGCUCCUUCAGAUGUGUUCCUUCUCCGUCUCUCUGGGUCUCACGCUCCCCUCUCUCUCCCCAGUCCUGUCCCUUCCCUGUUCCCAUCCCCCCUUAUCUGCACACACCCUGCCCCCGCCCUUUUACUCUCCCCCCUUCCCUAACAUCUCUUCCAAGAGCAGGACUGGGGAGAGGGGCCACAACCCAGGCCCCCCUCCAAAAUGCAGCUUCAGGCCACAGCUGGCCUAAAGGACCACUCAGUGCCACUGGGUGCCCCAGGGAGGCCUCUGAAAUGGUGGUGAGGCUCGAACCCCUGAUUUCGCAGGAGCUCU
Messenger RNA from Talpa occidentalis (Iberian mole), 5367 nucleotides. RefSeq names its product signaling receptor and transporter of retinol STRA6 (gene STRA6). The record is from RefSeq and is a predicted model, not a curated record. The transcript is spliced from 19 exons. Bases 930 to 2903 code for a protein of 657 amino acids. Gene Ontology annotation, cellular component: plasma membrane. Gene Ontology annotation, biological process: vitamin A import into cell. Gene Ontology annotation, molecular function: signaling receptor activity; retinol transmembrane transporter activity. NCBI's taxonomy places the organism in Eukaryota, Metazoa, Chordata, Mammalia, Eulipotyphla, Talpidae.